AGGUUAGGUGAUGUUGCAUAGUAGAUUGAUAGUAAAAGAGUAAAGGGAACAUUGAGGAAUAAAACGUGAGAAUUACGGACAUGUUCAUUGAUUGUGACUUUUUGUUUCCUUCACAAUGUCUAUCGAGGAACGGUUGAACUAUAUCAAUGGUGUGCAAGACUUUAUCAAUUGCACAUCUUCGAAAAUUCAAGAUACUUUGUCUGCCUUGGGAUGGAAUGCAUCCGAACUCAAAUACACCGAUGUCAAUAAUGCUCAAUGCCCUUUUGACAGAGGGCACUGGAUGCCCUCCGAAAAACUUCCUGCUCACAUCGAAAUCUGUGCCCUGAAGAAGGAAGGUUAUUCUGGAUCAGAAACAUUAUUGCCCCCUAGUUGUGGAAAUGAAAAAUAUGCUAUUAAAAUUGAUUCUGAAACUCGGAAACAAGUCCUUCGAUCAGCUUUUUUGGCAAAUCCACGGUUAAAAUUAGGAGUUGAGGACAUAUCUAGAGAUGAUCGUCCGAUUCCAAGAACAGCCGAUCGCUGCGUUUCGGAAUUUACCGUGGAUGAGCGGCGAGUUCUCUAUGAUUUUGCCGUCAGCCAAACCUCCAAACCCAGCGCUGAAAGGAACAUUCAAGACAUCCAACUUUUUGAGAAUAUUGGACGCACUUGUGCUGAGCCAGCUAAAACGACGAAAACUUUGGAAGAAAUGAUGAUUGAAAUGCGGGAUGCAAAACGAAGACGAGCUUCAUAUAAAGGGAAAAAGGUCAAAGCAAAAAGUAGAUCAUACACAGAGACUCUGAAGAAUUUGAUCGAGACCCAAAUGGAUGUCCUCACAGAAAUGAGGGAUGACGACUCAUCCAGUAACAGAUGUGCCGCCCAACCAGAGCAAGAACACUCAGAAGCUGCCUCUUUUGAAGAGCCAGAAGCUCCCAGUAGACCCCAGCAGCUUUAUGAAAAAGAAUUCAUGCGGUCAGAUCAUGCAAGUUAUCUUGGGGAUUGGGUCGCAAAGUUUAAUAGAAGAGAGCGUGAUGAUUAUCGGGACUCAGGGAGCUAUAGGUCUCAUCAUCAAAGUCGCCACACAGAUGGAGGAUUCAAGAAACUCAAAAUAGCCGAUUCAGGUCACUCAUAUGAAAAAAAAGACCGGUCUUAUAAGCGCAAGAGGUCACGCAGUCCUGACGCUAAACUCUUUUCUAGAAGUAGUAGCCGCUCUUAUGAUUUUUCUUACUAUGGCGGAAAACCAUUAGUUAGGGAUGAAGAUGAAAUUUCUAGUCACUCCAGGCACCAAGCAAAGCGAAAUUCACCUGGCCAACCAGAAAGGUACCGGGAAAAGAGUUUUGAAGACGAAAAAAGAAACAAACAUCGGAGCAGGAGCCGUAGCAAAAGUCGCUCAAAACACAGAAAACACAGGAAAGAACACAAAGCAAAAAAACGCAAAAAGCACCACAAAGAACAAGACAAACACCAUGAGAAGUCCAAGUCCUCAGGUGGUGAGAGUGAAAUUAGUUUAUAGUCGAUAGAAGAAACACAAAAAUAUCAUCGGAGCCGUAAAAAAAGAAAGAAGGAAAGAAAAUGAAAGUGGUCAGACUAUUUUUUUCAUGUUCAAUGAUAAGUCUCUCUGUCAUGAGUUAAUGAAUUGACUCGAAGCAGGUUUUUCAGAGGAAAGUAUUCCUUUGCUAGUUAUCUGCCGAAAGUACAUGUGUAGAUUUUUGAAAAAAUUCGAGAAGUGACCAAUUCUUAUUUUUGAUAAUUUAAUUCUUUUGUCAUUUAUUUCAUCAAUUUUUGCCUGUGAUAAAACUAUAAUUCUCCAUAAUUGUUUCUGGACCCAGUCCAUACAAAACUCUUAGAUAAGUUGUUACUCAAAUUUUUUCACCUGAAAAGUUCCAGGAAUGAUGAUAGCGAAAUAAUUCCUCCAGCACUCAGAUCACAUGGUUUUACGUAGUAUUUCGAAUAAAUGCUCUGGUUUUUUAAACCUUUUCCCCCUCAUGAAUUUUAUGACCUUCAGUGCAAGAUAAAAAUGAUAAGAAACUGAGCAGGCUGUCAAGAAAAUACUUCCUAUUAUUUUUGUAACUGUCAAUGAUUUCUUCAAGUACAACAAGAGGGCGUUAAUCAUUGGAAUCAUCCGUUAACUGUUGUUAAUUUGUUAGGUAAUAAACUAGAUUUUGUACCUUUA
Messenger RNA from Bemisia tabaci, 2146 nucleotides. Lineage: Eukaryota; Metazoa; Arthropoda; Insecta; Hemiptera; Aleyrodidae. The record is from RefSeq and is a predicted model, not a curated record.